GCUUUUCAAAAAUAUGUGACCUUCAAUCGCGCCAGUAAAUGCGAAUGCAAUGUUGCAGUUUCUCAGAGGUUCAGAUACGAAGGGGACACUCCAACCGCAGGCUUGUCGCUCAUGAUCCGCGGGGUCGGCCAACGUCAAGGCAAUAGGCAGCGCAAUCGGGCCUUGGCGGUCAUUACACUCUGAUGGCUAUACGAUAGAAGGGGCCUUUUUCAUCUGCCCUUCUCGAAAAAGAAAUGAAACGAUUAAGGUCAUCUUAUUUUCUGGAAGUUCAAUUGCCAAAGUACUUUUCAUAGUCGGAAACAAAGCGGUGAAGACAACUCACCGUGCGGGGUUCCAGGCAGGCGCUCGGUUUGCGUACACCCGACGCCGUGCCUUCCUCUGGCGUGUAAGUGAAGGGCGUUUGUCUCCACGCCUUAGCAUCGACAUCACAACUUCAUCAUUCAUCAAAUCAACUUAUCAUCCAGCUCGGACCAUCUAGACUUCAUCAUCAGAACAAGUCACAGAUUAACUCAUCAGCACCAAAUCGAUCCCCAAUAAUACCAACCACACACCCGCCAACAUGCCCACAGAAGGAGUCUACUACACCCCCAACGGCAAAAAAACCGUCAUUCCCCUCGAAAACAACCCUGAUGUCUUCACCUCCCUCAUCCACGACCUAGGCAUCUCCCCCAAACUAGGCUUCUUCGACGUCUACAGCCUCGACGAGCCCUCCCUCCUCUCCCUCGUGCCCCGCCCCGCGCUCGCGCUGAUUUUCAUCUCCCCGGCGCCAAUGUACUACGCCGUCCGUUCCGCCGACGGCACGAAGCUCGCAAAGGAAGACGGGGUGACGUAUGCUGGAUCUGGGCCGGAGGAGCCUGUGAUUUGGUUUCGGCAGACGAUUGGGAAUGCGUGUGGGUUGUAUGCUCUCAUUCACGCUGUGGGUAACGGGCCUGCGAGGGAGUUUGUGCAGGAGGGCUCGUUGAUUGAGAGUUUGCUCAAAGAGGCGGAGCCGUUGAAUUGGGAGGAGCGGGCUGAUGUGCUGUAUAAUAGCAUCCCGCUUGAGGAGGCGCAUAUGGAGGCUGCGAGGAGGGGAGAUACGGCGGCGCCGCCUGCGGAGGAGAAGCCUGGGUACCAUUUCAUUGCCUUUGUGAAGGGGAAGGAUGGGCAUUUGUGGGAGUUGGAGGGCGGGUCGGAUGGGCCUGUUGAUCGGGGGUUGUUGGAGGAGGGGGAGGAUAUGUUGAGUGAGGGGGCGCUGGAGAGGGGGGUGAAGAGGUUUAUUGGGUUUGCGGAUGGGAAUUUGGAGUUCAGUAUUGUUGCUUUGGCGAAGAAAGAGGAGUGAGGUUUUUGGUGUUGGGGAUUGAACUGUGUGAUGUGUGAUGCGUGGCAUGGGGAUUGGCGUUAUUUGCUUUAGGGAACUCUAGAUUGUAGGGGGAUUGGGAUUCGGUAUGCAUAGCUCAGGGAAUACAUUCGUUUGCGUUGAAUUGAUGUAAACAUCCUCUCUUGCUCUUCGUCUAGUCACUUGUAUCAAUGAUUUUCCAGGGAUG
Messenger RNA from Colletotrichum scovillei, 1523 nucleotides. RefSeq names its product ubiquitin carboxyl-terminal hydrolase, family 1. Gene Ontology annotation, cellular component: cytoplasm. The transcript has a single exon. Gene Ontology annotation, molecular function: cysteine-type deubiquitinase activity. Gene Ontology annotation, biological process: protein deubiquitination; ubiquitin-dependent protein catabolic process. Bases 560 to 1318 code for a protein of 252 amino acids. The record is from RefSeq and is a predicted model, not a curated record. Lineage: Eukaryota; Fungi; Ascomycota; Sordariomycetes; Glomerellales; Glomerellaceae.